Desarmillaria tabescens is the source of this 620-nucleotide messenger RNA. RefSeq names its product Sec63 domain-containing protein. NCBI's taxonomy places the organism in Eukaryota, Fungi, Basidiomycota, Agaricomycetes, Agaricales, Physalacriaceae. Gene Ontology annotation, molecular function: RNA helicase activity; RNA binding. The annotation marks the transcript as partial. Gene Ontology annotation, biological process: spliceosome conformational change to release U4 (or U4atac) and U1 (or U11). Gene Ontology annotation, cellular component: spliceosomal complex. The record is from RefSeq and is a predicted model, not a curated record. The transcript has 4 exons.
AGUUGAUUCAGAGGCUGGUAUCGGAUCUGUGUACGAUAUCAUGGAGAUGGAGGACGACAGGCGAACAGCGCUUUUGCAAAUGACCCAGGCGCAGAUGCAAGACGUUGUUACGUUCGUCAACUCGUACCCUACGCUCGAUGUCACGCACGAGCUUGUCAGCGGGGACUACACAGCGGGUGCUCCGAUAAUCCUCCAAGUCGCUCUCGCCCGGGACGUCGACGAAGAUGACGAAGAAGGCGACCAGACAGUAAUUGCACCAUUCUACUUAGGGAAGAAGAUGGCGAACUGGUGGCUGGUUGGCGAGCCUUCAACACGACAGCUAUUGGUCAUUAAGGGGGUGACGGUGACGAGAAACCUGGCCGUCCAGCUGGAGUUCACGCUGCCAAAGGGCAAGCAUUCGUUGAAGUUAUAUGUGAUAUGCGACUCGUAUGUAGGGGCGGAUCAUGAUAUCGGAUUGGACGAUAUCGAAGUUGCGGAGGGUGAAGAAUCUGACAGUGAUGAGGACAAUAAUGAUGAUGCUAUGGAGGUGUGAUUUUUGUAUUUUGAUAGAGCUAUCUUUUUUAUCUGUAGUAACUGUAUUGUAGUCGAUGAACGAUUUGUGAAUCUGCUACGGUAGGAAA